AUGAGACGUGGUGAGCGAACAAGAUCAACAUCUGCCAUCUCGAUUAACCAGACCGACGAUGCAAUGCGCUCGAGCCAGGUCCAGCUCAUGGCGAGCAUCUACAGCUCAGCCUCUUCCGUAGCACAACCCAUAGCCGACCCUCACGAGAAUGGUGAGAUCUUCCUUGCGACGUCCUCCUCCACGACCCUAAAUCCUGGGACGCCGUACGGGCCCUCUUCCGCCGCAACUGCUUUGCCAGAUUGUGGAUCAUCCAAGAAGUCGUCCUGGCACGCCAGGCCGUCGUGCUCUGCGGCCACCAGACAAUCUCGUGGUCGCACCUCGAGUUCGCACCUCGAGUUCGUCUCCCACUUGUUCUCCACCAACUCGUGGUUGGGCUACUUUCCUCAACGAGUCUCAUUCGAGACAGCUCCCCCGGGAUCCUGCCACUACAAUAUGCCCACGAUCCUCAAGGCGAAUAAAGUCUCGCGUCGGGAGAGCGAGGGCUACGCCAAAGCCCUCGCGCACGCGCUAGUCCGCACGCGGCACUUCCGCGCCACGGAUCUGAGACAGGCAGCGGCUGCGGCCGGUGUACGGCAAGGAGGCCACCGUGGGAUCCGUUCGUUGAGCAUGCUGGAGAUACGGGCUUUGAAGAUUGAUGUGAUCCGCAAGGCUGCUGAGACGAAGCACGAAAUCUACUCUGGCGCGCCGUUUCCAACAAUGAUGAAGAUCCUGGUGGGCGAGGGUUCUCGCGAGGAUGGAGGAGUAUUGAAUGCGUUCCUGGCUCACGCGUACCAGUGA
Colletotrichum orchidophilum is the source of this 777-nucleotide messenger RNA. RefSeq lists its product as uncharacterized. Bases 1 to 777 code for a protein of 258 amino acids. The record is from RefSeq and is a predicted model, not a curated record. The transcript is spliced from 4 exons. NCBI's taxonomy places the organism in Eukaryota, Fungi, Ascomycota, Sordariomycetes, Glomerellales, Glomerellaceae.